AUGAAAGAGCAGUAUCUGGACAUUGGUGAGGAUAUGAAUGUGCCCGAUGACUUCACUCCGACCGAAUUACAGACAGGAAAGUGGUGGCGUCAUUUACUAGCUGGUGGUAUUGCCGGUGCCGUCAGCCGGACCUGUACCGCUCCACUGGACAGACUCAAAGUGUUUUUGCAGGUGAAUCCAACCAGAGAAAAUAUGUUGAAAUGUUUAGCUAAGAUGAUUAAUGAAGGAGGUAUAUCAGGCUUGUGGCGAGGUAACGGAAUAAACGUUAUAAAAAUAGCUCCGGAGUCGGCGAUAAAGUUUGCAGCGUAUGAGCAAGUGAAACGGCUGAUCAAAGGCGAAAAACACAAUCAACCGCUAGAAAUAUAUGAACGAUUCGUCGCCGGAGCCACGGCAGGAGCGAUUAGUCAAACUGUGAUUUACCCACUAGAGGUGCUAAAGACAAGAUUAGCUUUAAGAAAAACUGGCCAAUAUAACGGCAUAUUAGAUGCAGCAAAGAAGAUAUAUGCAAGGGAGGGACUGAAGUGUUUCUAUAAAGGAUACAUUCCAAAUAUUCUGGGGAUAGUGCCUUACGCUGGCAUCGACCUUGCGGUCUACGAAACUCUGAAAAAAAAGUAUAUAAACAAAUAUCAGACGCACAACGAGCAGCCAGGCAUGCUACUGCUGCUAGCGUGCGGGAGCGCGUCCUGCACUCUGGGGCAAGUGUGCUCCUACCCGCUGGCCCUCGUCCGGACGAGACUGCAAGCCCAAGAGAAAGCCGCGAAGGUCGCCGAAGGUACAAUGCGAGGUGCGUUCCGCGAAAUAGUACAGCGCGAGGGCGUGCGAGGCCUGUACCGCGGUAUCACACCCAACUUCAUCAAGGUGAUUCCCGCCGUUUCCAUCUCCUACGUGGUGUACGAGUACGCGAGUCGCUCUCUCGGCGUCAACAUGACGUGAUGAACCCCCCUCCCCCUUACAUCACAUCCUUCUCUAAGAAUAUGUAGCUAAUUUUGCAUUUGAUUGUACAUAGCUCUCGUAAGUGUAUUAUUUAUAUAAUUGUGAAUUAAUAAUUCCAUAUAAAUGACAUUAAUUACGUCCUCCUCAAGUAACCUGUGAAAUGUCUUGUACGUUGCAUUUUUAUUGUUUCUGAACGCGAUAUAAUUGGUUUUAAAUUUGUUACGUGACGACUUAAUGCAGACACAUUAUAAUAAAUUUUGACUUUUU
Molecule: messenger RNA, 1200 nt
Organism: Melitaea cinxia (Glanville fritillary)
Lineage: Eukaryota; Metazoa; Arthropoda; Insecta; Lepidoptera; Nymphalidae
Gene: SCaMC
Product: calcium-binding mitochondrial carrier protein SCaMC-2
Exons: 4
Coding region: 1-933 (310 amino acids)
Biological process (GO): transmembrane transport
Cellular component (GO): mitochondrial inner membrane
Molecular function (GO): ATP transmembrane transporter activity
Source: RefSeq, a predicted model, not a curated record